ACUUUGUUCUGUGGAACAUAAAAGAGGAUAUAUUGAGGAAAGUGUUUUUAUGUCUAUAUUAUGGAAUUCAUUUAGCACCAAAACUGUCUGUUUACCAACAUUCUUCAAAAUAUUUUAUUUUAUGUUCCACAGAAGAAAGUCAUACAGGUUUGGAACUACAUAAGGUGAGUAAAUGAUGACAGAAUUUUAAUUUUUAGGUGAACUAUCCUUUUAAUAUGGCACAUGUAGCAUUUCUGCAUAAUGGCCUGUUUACUUUUUGCAUUUUUCCAUUAAUUUCUAACUCAUCUCCUUAAAUGAUAAGUGAAAUGAAUCAAAUGAUUGUGUUUUUACAUUGAUAAAUGAGACGUCUUGGAAAUGUUUUUGCUUGGUGUCACUUCAAUCGUUUGAGGUUUGCUGACUAAGAUGUCAGUGAUAUCAGAGGUUGUGGGCUGGAGCAUAUAUAUACACUUGCAAUGCAGACUGACAUUCAGUUUUAGUUUCCUGUGUUUAGAUGGAGUACACUGAUUAAGAUACACUGACUGCAAUAAAAAUGAGGUCUCUACAAAUCAUCUUCUUGUUGUUGGUUGUUCUUAGUCUCUGCAACCUUGUUACAAGUGCAGAUGUGAUCAAAUAUAAAGGUGACAAUUACACCAUUACGUGUCCUGCACCUAAAACAGAAGCAACGGGUGUGUAUCUGUACAGCCGACGUUUGGUCAAACGUGAAGUCUUCUACUACUUUUUCUCAACGGAAAAAAUAACUCUCCAUAAAGACUACGAAGAACGUCUCAAAGUCAAAAAUGACUUGAAGACUCUAACUAUAGACAUCUUUAAUCUACGACCUGAAGACACUGGGGCUUACUGGUGCACCUGCCUUGCUUUUUCUCUCUCUGGGAUAUGUACAAUGGAAGAGUCAGGGGUUUUUCUUUUGGUUCAAGAUCCGCCAGAGAUCAUUUCGGCCUCUUCCAAAAGCCCUUCAAAGUCCAGUGGCAUGAAUGAUUUACUGAUACCAGUGACAGCUUUGACAGCUGGCAGUGUGCUCCUACUGUUACUCCUUGUUCUAGGAGUGUGGCUGGUGCCCAAGAUGAAGAAAGUGUUUAGAAGUAAGAGAGAAGAAGACAAAAGGUCUGCCAAUGGAGUGUACGAGGUGAUGACCAUUCCCCGAAAGACAGAGUAUACAUGAGUUAUCUAUUUGACAACCACAUAAUUUCCUGUUGCUUAGUAAAUGUAGUUCAUGGUCAGUACAUACACAGUAUAUUCAGUGUGAUUUCUGUAUCAUAUUAUACAUGUUGCUGUGACUCAUUCAGACUUUCUUUGAGUUCAAUCUGAUUUGAGGUUGGUUUUCUGACAAAUUUCUGUUGAAAUAUGGUAAAACAUUCAAAGAUUCAGAAGAGUUCCUCUCUUCUAAAUGUCUUUAUUUUUUGGUUUUACUAAAUUCUUAGUCUUCUUCUAUUCUCUAUAAAUAAGAGUUAUUUUUGUGUGUUUUUUUUUUUUUUGAUAGCUAAAAUCCUUUAGCAUUAAAUGAGCGAUUCAGUUUGGGCAUCCUAUGUUUCGAUUCUCUUUCUAUGCAUUUGUGAGUUCUAAAUAUACAUAUAUUUGUAUCUUCUGACUUGUGUAAUGUAAUCCACUUUGGAUGUUGUCCUUAAAUGCAUGAUGUAAAUAUUUUGAUAACCUCGAUGUAUAUCUUCAGUAAUAAACACGUAAGUGUUUACAGAAAUAAUAGCGAAUGUAUGUCACUCUGACAAACAGGAUCUGAAAAUGUCCCCCCUAGUUUCAGUUUGUUUUUAUUUGCCUUGUGGUCUUGGGCCAUCUCUGGGGGCUUGCAAAAUCUGCUUGACAGAGACGAGUCUGCAGACUUCCUUCUGUGGUGUAUGUCAAGACACCUUUAAAGGAAAUCUGUCUCUCCUUCAGAGAAUGUCACCUCUAUUCUCACUUAGGUCCAUCUAAAUGUACAUCUUUUUCAAAGGGCUUUAUUCAGAUCUGAGUGGUGUUUGAAACUUCAAAUGCAUUUAGGGGAAAAACUUGUGAUAGUCUUACCAGAAACAAGAGGAUGUGUGAGAAAAUGUGUGGGUUCAAUUGCAUAGGCCUAUUUUUGAAUAUAAAACUACAUUUAGUGUAGUUUAGAUUGUACCUGGGAAAUGUCAUGUAGUUGCCGUCAGUAAAACUCCUUUUCAAGUUUUUUCUGGAAAAUAUAAAUAAAAAAAAGUAUAUCAUUUA
Molecule: messenger RNA, 2193 nt
Organism: Ctenopharyngodon idella (grass carp)
Lineage: Eukaryota; Metazoa; Chordata; Actinopteri; Cypriniformes; Xenocyprididae
Exons: 4
Coding region: 530-1159 (209 amino acids)
Biological process (GO): adaptive immune response
Cellular component (GO): membrane
Molecular function (GO): signaling receptor activity
Source: RefSeq, a predicted model, not a curated record